This is a messenger RNA of Hippopotamus amphibius kiboko, 6588 nucleotides long. It is a transcript of the gene SLX4, whose product is annotated as SLX4 structure-specific endonuclease subunit. Gene Ontology annotation, biological process: resolution of meiotic recombination intermediates; meiotic DNA double-strand break processing; DNA replication. The record is from RefSeq and is a predicted model, not a curated record. NCBI's taxonomy places the organism in Eukaryota, Metazoa, Chordata, Mammalia, Artiodactyla, Hippopotamidae. Gene Ontology annotation, molecular function: enzyme binding; DNA binding. Gene Ontology annotation, cellular component: nucleus; Slx1-Slx4 complex. The coding region runs from base 554 to 5866 and encodes 1770 amino acids. The transcript has 16 exons.
UUGGGGCCAGGAGUCUGCACCCGGGAGAGGAGGUCCAGCCACCUCGGGCCUUUCUCGCUCUCCUGAGGGAGAAGAGGCGUUCUCGCCCGCCGCCAGCCGCAGUUAGAGGCAGGAGCGGGCUUGGGUGGAGGGGGCCAGGGCUGUCUGAACGGAAGAGGGGUGGGGAGAUCUGGUUACCCACGGAGCACGGCCCGGGGAUCCGACUGGCGAUUGGAAUUCGCCGUCUGUCUUUAUAGCCGCCAGAGUCCUUGGCAGCCCUUCCCAGGUGACAACCCUUGUGUCACCGGGUUGAGGGAGACGGGGGAUCCGCUCCGCACCUGCCCAUUCAUUCUUUGCGCGUCUGCGGUGAGGCCCGGCCGCGGUGAAAAAUUAAAUGAAUCAAAUGUGCUUUAUCACCAUGGAGAUCUUGGAGAAUCACCUGAGCACCAAGGUCACAUGCACUCUUUCUCAGAGGCAUCUACUGGACAACAGAACCUUUCAGAUGUGAACUUUAAUAAAGAUCAACCCUCACUCUUCCGAAGACCAGCCUGAAAGCCUUCAAACCUGUCAGGUGAUGGAUGAGUCAGACGAUGACUUUAAGGAACUCUGUGCCAGCUUUUUCCAAAGGGUGAAAAAGAAUGGCCCCAAGGAAGUGUCGGGGGAAAGGAAGACACAAAAGGCCUCAAACAGCACCCAGAUAAGAAGCAAACUGAAAAGGACCAAACCAACUGCUUCCAAGAGUAAAACCCUGAAAGGUGCCUCUGAGAGGAAAACUUGCUCUGGCAGCCAGGUCCCACGGACUCAAAAGCAAGGGGCACCCAAGUGGCCAGAGAGCGAACCAGCUCCCCCUGAAAAUGAGGAGGGAGGCAUGUGUGCUUCUGCUGUGCUCCCAGACAGCGCGUGGAGCACCCAGACAGAGGCUGGUCCUGACAGCCACCCUCAGCCCCCUCCUUCCGGUCUGACUGCGAUGAUGCCAAGUCCCUCCAAACCCCGGGCUGCAGAGCUGGUGCUACAGCGAAUGCAGCAGUUCAAAAGAGCAGACCCCGAGCGUUUGAAACAUGCUUCAGAAGGGUGCUCCCUCGAGGCUGCACUUGAAGAAAACAUCCCAAAGGGCCCUCAAGAGAUGAUGGCAGGGAACGGGUCUGGGCCCAGGCUCCCUGCCAUGGAAAGCGACACUGCUGUGGCCUUGGCCCUCCAGCAGGAGUUUGGGCAGGGACAGGCAUCCGCACACGACGACAGCCUGGAGGAGAAGGGGUUGUUCUUUUGCCAGAUCUGUCAAAAGAACCUCUCGGCCAUGACCGUGACACGGAGGGAGCAGCAUGUGAACCGGUGUUUGGACGAGGCUGAAAAGGCACUGAGACCUUCCGCGCCUCAGAUCCCUGAAUGCCCAAUUUGUGGCAAGCCAUUUCUCACCCCAAAGAGCAGAAUCAGCCACUUGAAACAGUGUGCGGUGAAAAUGGAGAUUGGCCCGCAGCUCCUCCUCCAGGCCGUGCGACUGCAGACAGCUCAGCCUGAAGGGACCUCUGGCACACCAGCAUCGAGCCUCAGUGAUCAUGCUGGACGUCUGAAGCGGAAAGGAGCCACCGCCAGGAAGGAGCCACAGAAGAGGCGGAAGGUCACUGAGCCCGAGGCUCCAUCCGAGGACCUGAUGGUGGCCAUGGCUCUGUCCCGGUCUGAGAUGGAGCAGGAGGCUGUGCCAGUGGCACUCAGGCUAGGAAACGCUUUUUCUGAGAGGAUGAGACCUGGAGCAGAGAAGAAGACUCGCAAGAAGAAAGCCCCCACUUCCCCCCCGCAGUUGUUAGUCCAGGACGUGGAGACCACAGGGAGACAGAUAGAGGAUCGCGUGGCCCAGCUCUUGGCAGAGGAGGUGGAGCUGUCCGGCACACCACCGCUUCCUGUGAGCAGAAUUUUAAAGGAAGAGCUGGAAAAGGGCAGCCGGGGUCUGCGACCGCUGGGAAGAAAGCAGAACUUUCUGUGGGAGGGCAGUGCCCUGACUGGUGCCUGGGCUCUGGAAUCCUUCUACACAACCAGCCUGGUCCCUCCCCUGGUGCCCCAGCGGCCCACUGAGGGCCUCACACAGGAGUCUCUGCUGCCGCCAGAGCUGCCUGAGCAGCCAGAGCCAGGCGUGCGAACGCCCCCUGCCAUCCACGGCACCCACCCUGUGGGCCACAGCCCCCGGAGCCCAGUGCCCUCUGCCAGUCAGAGGGAGCACCAGGCUCUGCAGGACCUCCUGGACCUGGCAGGAGAGGGGCUGAGUGCCAGCCCGUGGCCCUGCAGCGGGGGCCCGUCUGGCUCAGGAGGGGCCACAGGGACGGACUUGUCACCCGGCGGCCUUCCACUGACUGGGUUUGUCCUGCCAGCCAAGGAGAAGUGCCUGGAGAGGGGCGGCCAGGCUUCGCUCACCCUUGGUUUGCUGGUGGCCGACUUCACUGCCAUGGUCAACAACCCACACCUGAGUGACAUCCAGCUUCAGAUGGACGGUGGGGAGGUGCUCUAUGCCCACAAGUUUGUGCUCUAUGCCCGAUGCCCACUUCUCAUGCAGCAUGUAGACAGGGAAGGCUUCUUUGCGGUAGAAGAUGGUGGUGUGAGGACCCAGCGAGUCCUGCUGAGUGACGUCAGUGCUGAGGCCGCCCGGGCAUUCCUGCGUUAUCUCUACACUGCGGACACUGGCCUGCCUCGCCAGCUGGCCCCCGACCUGAGUGCUCUGGCCCACAGGUUUGGCGUGAGUGAGCUUGUUCACAUGUGUGAACAGGUGCCUGUUGUGUUGGAUGCAGAGGGCGGGCAGCAGAAGGAGCAGGAAGAUGAGGAUUGUAAAAGCAGAGUGGAGACGUUCCAAGAACUCCUGCGGUCAGUGUGGCGGGGUGAGGAGGAGGAAGCAGAAGCUCUGUUGAAAUCCGAGGGCCACGAAGAAGACAGAGAAAAGGUGAAUGAGGCAGAGAUAGAAGAAAUUUAUGAAUUCGCAGCUACUCAGCGAAAACUGCUCCAGCGGGAGAAAGCUCCAGAGACAGAGGAAGAAGCUGACCAGCUCGGGGAGGAUGGUCCAGUUUCUGCGGAAAUCGUCACAAGCAUUCAGGAUAAAGAACAGUCAGAAAAUGCAGAGCAGAUGGAGUCAUCUGGCCAAGGAAGAGAUGAGGCCCCAGCCAAACGGAAAAACAUCAGACAGUCCAUGCUUCUGCCCCCUGGGGACCAGGGUUUGAACGGAGAGGAGAAAGCAAAGCCCCCAAAGGAAGCACUGGCUCUUCCCUACUCAUCCAGCCCUGCCUGGGGGCGGGCAGAGAAGCAGGAAGGCACCCUUUUGUGCUCAGUUGUUGUUGGUGAUAAUGAACAGCCCUUUUCAUCACCUCGACCCAGAUACUCUGAACCCUCCCAGGUGAUGAAAGAUCACAAGGAAGGAAACAGCGCCAUCUGGGAAAGGGGGGUGGAGAGUUUCCAUCCCCCUGCUCACCAGCAGGCACCCCCCUCACACUCACACUUCUUCCCAUCGCAGCCCUGUCAAGGUAGGAGUCCCCGCCGACCACAUCCUUGCCCUCUUCACACCAGUGACCUGUCCCCGCCAACACCCCAGUUGCAGGGCACAUCUUCCAGGAUGGCCUCCCAGAACUCAUCACCAAAGCCAAAGAGGGCCAGAAGCCUUCCCACGUCACAUAAGGAUCCAGGCCAGAAAAACAAAAAAUGUAGUUCUUUGUUGGAAUGCAGAGGUAAAGGGGUCCUGCUCUCCCCAGAAAAGUCUCCACCCAUGGAUCUAACCCAGUCAGAACCUGGCUGCUUGAGUUCCAGGUCUCAGAACUCUCCAUCCAGCAUGAACAGAGAAGAUGAGGUUAUCCUUUUAUUGGAUUCAGAUGAAGAGCUGGAGCUCGAGCAAACCAAAAGAAAGCCAGUUUUGAAUGGGCCCUCAGAAGAAAGGAAAGUUCUAGAGGUCAGCACCAAGUCCUCUGAGUUGUUUUCCAUCAUUGAUCUCGAUGCAGAGCAGGAACCUUCCCAAAGUCCACCAGGAAGAGAGGCCACGCUGCAGCAGGAGGGAGAGGGACUGCCAGGAAACCGGGGCUCUGUGGGGGUCAGAGGGACCCCCCAGCUGUUCUGUGACCCCAAGAGCAGCGGCGACGAGGACAGCACCACAGAUACCUCGUGGCUGGUGCCUGCUACUCCACUGGCCAGCAGAAGCCGAGACUGUUCAUCGCAGACCCAAAUCAUGGGCCUCAGGUCCAGGCCUUCAGCAGAUCCACUGGCUCGGCCCAAGCCCAGAGCUCUGUUAGAGAACAGGGAUGAACCAGAAACCACGAAUAAGUUUUCGGUCAUCGUGCCCCAGACAUCGUCCUCACGCCUGGGUCCCAUCACUCCCAGAAGCCCUGACAGCAGAAGGCAGGUCUGUAGAAGCCCAUCCAGUCCUCACCCUAGACGCCACCAGCACUUUUCUCUGACUCCCUGUCCCAGUUCAGGAGGCCUCGCUGAUCUCACUGGGCAGUUCCAGAGGCACCUGUCCCCUGUGCCAAGCCCGGCGGGUCAAGCCACUGCGAGUGAAGUGGUGGAGGUUGAGGACAGUGAGGAGGAGCAGGAAGUGGCCUCCCAGCAGGCGAGCAACAGCACACUGCUGGACAGUGACCCCCCGAUUCCAGCCGACGAUUGGUGUUGGCACGUGGAGCCCCUCUCACCAAUUCCGAUCGACCACCUGAACCUCGAGCGGACCGGCCCCCUGAACACCAGUAGCCCCAGCAGUAGGGCAGGGGGAGCCCCAGACAGUGGUGACUGCAGCUCCCCAGCACUGCUGGGCACCACCCCCAUCCGAGGAAGCUGCACUGGCCGGAGGAAGUCUCAAGAGAAAUCCCCUGGGGCCGGCUCCCCUGGAAGCAGUAGGCUGAGCUUUCUGAACUCAGCUCUGUGGGACAAUUGGGAUGGAGAAGAACAGAAGUCCCCAGAGGCUCUUCCUCUCCCCAAGACUCCGAGCGCAGCUGGAGCCCGGAAAUCACAAGAGUUACAGACGCCAAAAGGUGCUAAUCGUAAGAAGAACUUGCCCCCGAAAGUGCCCAUAACCCCAAUGCCAAGGUAUUCCAUCAUGGAGAUGCCGGUGCUGAAGAAAGAAUUGGACAGGUUUGGGGUCCGCCCUCUGCCCAAACGCCAGAUGGUCCUGAAACUGAAGGAGAUAUUCCAGUACACUCACCAGACGCUGGAGUCAGACUCCGAGGAAGAGAGUCAGUCCUCACGGGUGCCCUUGGAGCUUCCUUGCAGCCAGACUUACACCGCCAAGACCUCUGAGGCUUCAAAGGCAGCUGGCUGCACCCAGCUGGAGGCCACUUCUGGCCCCAUUCCCCAAAGGUCCAAGGGACCUGCUAAGACCAAGGGCUCCCAACAUCAAAAGAUGCAGCCUGGUAGAAGCAUCCCUGCCCUGAGCAUGUCACCAGCCAAGGAGGGGCCUCCAGGCCCUCAUGGUGACACCCAGCCCCAGGCCUCCCAGGAAUCUGUGGACAGCAGUGACAGCUCCUGCAGCUCACAAAGUUCUUCCUGUGCAUUUGGAGCAGCCUUGGAGUCUGCAGGAGAAGAAGAGGAGGGCGAGGAGGGGGUCAGUGCUUCACAGGCGGCCAUCCAGGCAGCGGCCACAGAAGAGGCUGUGAGGCGUUACAUCCGCUCCAAGCCGGCCCUCUACCGCAAGGUCCUGCUGUACCAGCCCUUCGAGCUGGCAGAGCUUCAGGCUGAGCUGAAGCAGCAGGGCAUCCGCGUGGCCAUGGGGAAGCUGCUGGAUUUCCUGGACGCCCAGUGCAUCACCUUCACCACGGCUGCCGCCCGCAAGGAGAAGCUUAAGAGGAAGAGACGGAAGCCCGUGGGCAAGAAGAAGGGGGGCAGAACCCGCGGGCCCGUCCCUUGCUCCCCACCCCUGGUCAUCAGCAGCCUGUGAGGGCCUGCGGGCUCCAUCAGCAAGCCAGGCCCCCACGGUGCUUCUGGGCCUUCGACCACACCACUCCCUCUGUGAAUGACAGCCGCACCAACCCGAAUCGGCUUCUUCCCAACCCCGUAUCCUGGAGUGGCCUUCGGAGCGUGCCAUCCGCUGGACUUAGGGCCCCUGGCCCCCGCCUCCAUCGGUGCCCCCAGUUUGUCUCCCUUUAACCCCCUUGGGCCCCGUGUGUUUCAGGAGGGGGGUGGGCCACUGUCAGCUGGCCAGGCGAGCCCUGACUCGGCCGCAUUUCCCGCUUUAUGUCCACCAGUCACAGAUGUCCGUGUCCUGAGAUGGAUGUCUGGGUCCAGCCUGCCCCUGCCCGUGUCUUCCUUCUCAGCACUCUGCUGUAAUCCCAGCCUCCACCAACAGACCAGCUGUCCACAGGCCCCACACUGCCAGGCCACAGGUGCUCUGCUGGCCCAGCUGUCCUGCUCAGACACCUGUCAUUGUCACCAGCAGUCUCCACACUGGGCAGUACAGAAGGCCCAGCACAGCUCUGACGCCCCCAAAAUAAGCAUGUUCUUUGUUAACUGGUUCCACCAGUGUGUGUUGUAGCUGCCUGUGGAGCACAGGUGAGGGCUAGAAAAGAAGAAAAUUUUGGGUCUCUACAUCCUUGUGAAUGUCUUGUCUGUUUUAAAUACAGUGCAGUUCGUUUUAUAUGAUGUGCAAUAAAAACAAAAAGG